This is a messenger RNA of Pectinophora gossypiella (pink bollworm), 3866 nucleotides long. Its product is annotated as short-chain specific acyl-CoA dehydrogenase, mitochondrial-like. The transcript is spliced from 9 exons. Gene Ontology annotation, biological process: fatty acid beta-oxidation using acyl-CoA dehydrogenase; butyrate catabolic process. Bases 362 to 1591 code for a protein of 409 amino acids. The record is from RefSeq and is a predicted model, not a curated record. NCBI's taxonomy places the organism in Eukaryota, Metazoa, Arthropoda, Insecta, Lepidoptera, Gelechiidae. Gene Ontology annotation, cellular component: mitochondrion. Gene Ontology annotation, molecular function: flavin adenine dinucleotide binding.
GAUAUCAACUUUACGUAUCCGCGAAACUUUUAUUUUAAUCAAUUAGGUAGUACUAUUUAACAUCCAUAGAAUUAUCGUAGUGCUGAUUAUCUUUGUGUUUCAUUAAAAACAAUUGAUUGGUCUACUACUGAUUUACAUUUCAAAACGACCUGCAUUUACCGUUGGAAUACCGGCAUCCGAAACCAGACGAAAUAACAAGUUUUCGGGUCUGUAACUUACGUUUCAUGACCUUGGCACUUAUCAUUAUCACAUAUUACCAUAUCGUAUUACUUUAAAGUCAACAUUUUCUAUAAUUUGAUUGCGAGUGAUAUACAAUUUAUUCAGUUAGUACAUACAUAACAGUUUUAAUUCAACCGUUAUCAUGGCUGGUGGGGUAUUCUUCAAAUCAGGAAAAUUCGCGCUGAGCUCAGUACAAUGUACAAAGAGACUUGUGUCCCGUACAUUUACAACUCAGCUGACAGAACAGCAGCAGUCUAUACAGGAAUUGGCAAGGAACUUCGCCGACAAGCACUUGAAGCCACAUGCAGGUGCACUUGAUCGGGCUGGACUGUUCCCCUUUGAACCGAUACAGAAGUUAACCAACCUAGGUCUGAUGGGUACAUCGGUGGAUGACGAACACGGAGGCUUGGGUUUGGACUACCUGUCCCUAGCUCUGGUAGUUGAGGAGAUAUCUCGGGGUUGUGCCAGUACCGGGAUGAUCCUGUCCAUUCAUAACUUUCUCUAUGCUAACUUGGUGAAUGAAAAGGGCACUGAAGAACAAAAGGAACUGUUUCUGAAGAAAUUUACUAGAGGAGCCAUCGGGUGUUUUGCUUUGAGUGAGCCUGGUGCUGGCAGCGACGCGGCCAACAUUAAGACGACAGCGACUGCGGACGGCGACUACUGGGUGCUGAACGGCCGUAAGAGCUGGGUGACGUCAUCCAUCGAAGGCUCCGCGGCCGUCGUCUUCGCCACCUUCGACCCAGAGCUGCGGCAUAAGGGCAUCGCCUGUUUCCUGGUACCCCUGGACACAGAAGGCGUGUUCCGAGGCAACAAAGAACCGAUCAUCGGAGUCAGCGUGUGCGACAGGGCGGCGACGGCAUGUGACGUCACGCUGUCUGACGUCAGGAUCCCGCGGGGCUACAUGGUGGGGCAGCAGGGGGAGGGUUUCAAGAUCGCCAUGGAGCAGCUCGAUCAAGGCCGGAUUGGUAUCGCCGCCCAUGCUGUUGGUAUUGCGCAAGCGGCUUUGGACACGGCCAUGAACUACGCCAAACAAAGAGAGGCUUUCGGUAAAUCACUCACCAGACUGGCUUCCGUCAAGGACCGGCUAACAGAGAUGUGUAUGCUAGUCGAGACAGCCCGCCUGUUGACCUACCGGGCAGCAACAGACGUCAGCACCAAGAACAGUGCUAUGGCAAAAUAUGUCGCCGGAAGGAACGCUAACGCAGUCGCGGACCAUUGCGUACAGAUCCUCGGAGGUCGAGGGCUGUCUACUAAAUACUCCGCCGAGAGACACUUCAGGGACGCGCGAGGGACACAGGUCUAUGGCGGCGUAACUGACAUACAAAAACGUCUAGUCGGCCACUACCUGCUCAAAGAACACGACGCUCUGUGACCACUCUGCAACGAUACUAGUCUAUGAAGGUGAGGUGGAGAGUCCGAUCAUAAAUUACACUAGUAAUUUACUAAUAAUAAGAAUUACCAGAGCUACUUUUCAAAUAUAUUGAACAGUAGCUUUGUAUAAGCCUAAUGCGUGCGAAGGAGGUAGACUGAAAUAGAUGAUUUUAGACAGUUCAUAACGGCGGUAUAGCCCGACAAGGAACUUUUGGCACAUGGCCUUAAACGUUUUUUUCUUUUUGGUUAUUUUUGCCCGUACUGGGCAGGCAACGUAGCCCGUACAGCCAUGUCUCGUAUGUAAAGCCAACGCGCCGCAUCGUAUAAAAAUGUAAUUUUUUUCGGUUCCCUCGACUCGUCAGUGCCAAAGUUCCGUGAAAGUAAUAUUUUAGUUAUGUAUAAGUUGGUAUAACUUUAAUGUGAAUACCACCAUUUUUAGUUUGUGUUCACAAGUAAAUAAUUGAUAAUAUUUUUUCUGUUUAUUUCUUUCGUCUAUAAAAACUGACAAUUGUCUGCAAUGAUAUUGUGAUCCUACGUACAGUAAGCGCCACGAUACAAGCCCUGCGGGUUAUAAUGGAACUAACAGACAAGUCAACAAAAAAAAAACAAAGUCAACAAUAAUUGGGUAGUUUCCUAGGUCAAAAAUAAAUUAUGAAAUCCUUAUUACUAAAUAAAAACAGAUCUGAAACUGACAAAAAAAACUAUUUAACUUAUUUAUGAAUUUUUAUAAGCGCCACUUUUUGUCACGUUUAUCUAUGACGUCACAGGUUGCUUUUUUAUACAAAUUCCAUAGUAAUUUCGUGUUUUGACGUUUAGUAAAAAGUAAGUGAUUUGACUAGUUGGAAACUACCCUAUUCUACUGCAACACUAGCGGUGUGGCCGUGGGAUUUGUUUCGUGGCGCGAACUCUAUUUUUAUUAUAAUUUUAUUUGACAGCUGUCAAAAUGUAUUUCUAUAUAUGUCUUUCUGCUUGUCUUCCACUGUAUAUUUACUUUAUCAAUAAAUUUAGAUAAUUUCUAUGAGCUUAGUAGUUUAGGAUAUUAUCAAAAAUUACUGCCAUAUGUACUUUAAGCUAACUGCGUAAUGUAGAAGUAUUUAGUUAAGACUUUGGACGUACCAAUUGGCCAGUAAGUAUUUUUUAAAUGCUAUAGAGUUUACAUCGUAUCGAUAUUGGAAUAAAAAAUACUGUUAAGCUAAGUAUUGACUAUGUCCUAAAGAGAAUAUUAGCGUCGUCUCCACUUGGAGACAUUUGUCGAACGACAUGUGUCCCCGCAGACAUCGGGCGCACACAACUUGAUGUCGAGAGCGUCAUAGAUUAAAAAAUAAGGUUGUUUUUCCUCCAAUGUUGUGCCACCAGACUGCGUAGCGAGGAACGUGUUUGCUAAGAAUCAUACAUAACCUUCCUCAGCUCCUAUGAAUCGAUUUUAUUGGUUCUUAACAAACGCAUCUUUUGCUACGUAUCCUCGCUCGUCUUUGGUGGAAACGCAGGUUAAUACCUGUAGAACGGUAACUCCGCCCCGCACCAAUUCGUAUAGGGCGCCAACGUCACCCCCUCUGGGUAAGGGGGAGAGCAGUCCGUUUGUCUCGCUCGCACUUACGCGUUGGCGGCACACGGUAAGAACGAGAUGUUUGUAUGGACUGUCCGGGGUGUGGCGACGUCUGCCGGCGUCGUGAGUUACAAGCGACACAUAUUUGGCCGACGUUGAAAAGUCGAUUCUUUAGUCUAUGGGUGGUAUUAAUAAACUAAUCUCAGCUGAUGCCCUCAAGAUCAUGUUUUUAUAAGUACUGUCACAUUGGCAUGAUCUUGAGGGCAGUGUCGAAGCCAAGAUUAGUUUAUUAAUGCCACCAUAAAAGUCUGACUAGCGUUUGUUAAACUAUAAGCGUAAAAUGUACUUAUAACUUGUCACAAACAAAAACAUUCCUUUUUACGAAUGUUUUGUUAAGCGGUUUAUAAAACCAUUGAAUUUAUACAGGGAUUUUGAUUUUGGCACGAAAAUUGUUCUUUUUAAGGUCUAGAAUGCUGUAAGCUAUUCAGAUAUAAUCUACUUUUAAUUUUUUUUCUAUAAUCUUUAUAAAAUAUUUCAUUAUUUUUUGAAAUACCUAAACUUAAUAAUAUAAUUUAAAUGUGCUUAUUUAUGUCUUUAAAUGAUAUAAUUGUGACAAUAAUACAAGAUAUUCAGAUCAAUGUAUUAAGGCUUACUAAUUAAGAAAAUGUGCUAUACAAGAGCGAAAUAUAUAUACAUUGUUAUUAAUUAUUGAAUAAAGAUAUAUUUUAUA